AGCCGAGCUCCUCCCCUUGCAGAGAGCUGCGAGGCGGCCGAGCCUAGCUGUGCUGCCUCCCGUGGCCGCCCCUCGGCCCCGGGGCUGAGUCGUGGUCCCACAGCGGGUCGUAGGAUGGCGUUGAAGCGGAUCCAGAAGGAAUUAACUGACUUGCAGAGGGACCCUCCAGCCCAGUGCUCAGCAGGACCUGUGGGAGAUGAUUUAUUCCACUGGCAGGCCACCAUCAUGGGCCCGAAUGAUAGCCCUUACCAAGGUGGUGUUUUCUUCCUGACUAUUCACUUCCCUACAGAUUACCCUUUCAAACCGCCAAAGGUCGCUUUUACAACCAAAAUUUAUCACCCUAACAUCAACAGCAAUGGCAGUAUCUGUCUUGACAUCCUGAGAUCUCAGUGGUCUCCAGCAUUAACAGUAUCAAAAGUUCUGUUAUCCAUCUGUUCCCUGCUCUGUGACCCCAACCCUGAUGACCCUCUGGUUCCUGAGAUAGCCCACACCUACAAAGCAGACCGAGAGAAGUAUAACAGAUUGGCCAGAGAAUGGACCCAGAAAUAUGCCAUGUAAAUGCCAUGAAGAUUUGACUCUUUACAAGCUAAGAAGUUAACCUUUCAGAGCAGUCUCUUAGUGGAAACUCUGGGUUGUCCACUGUUUACUUGAUGCCAUGAGCCAUUUGCAAGGAGUCUCCUAUUCUGUGAAUGAACCCCGGUUUCCCUUUCGCUUUUGUCUCACCUUGGAGGUACCACCUGCAGCCAUUUGGGUACUGACAACUUCAUGCCUUUGAUGCCGAAAUCAGUAGCCACUUUCAUUUACUGAUUUUUAGCCUGGUUCAAACUGGAAUCCACCCUUCCACACCACCUCCCUCGACCUUCUCUUGGAAUGGCAGAAAUGCACGCAUUCCUUUCUUUCGUCUUUCCUCAGGGUGGCAUAUGCUGUGCCCUUCACGCUGCACUACAGGAGCUGAGCGGCUUCCUGAUAAGCUGUCCUAAUAGAACCAAGCACUAGCGUGGUGUGCCCAAGAGAGCCGGAUGAGAUUUCCCCCAGUGUUCAGUUUACUGAAGAACUCUCUCCAAAGAGGAAUCCCGACCACCAGAGACAUUGCAUGGGAUUGGAAAUGGUUUGGCAGUGAAAUGAAACAGUGGCUGGAUUUUUCCACUGGCCAGUCUUUGUAUGCAGUAGUAAUCACAGUCUCAAUUUUUUAGACAGAGAAGCUGGAGAUCCAAAGCACCUGCUGAUAAUGGCCAAGUACUUGUCUCUGCUCUCACAGAAUUACCAGAAAAAAACAAUCAUGAGAUUUGGAAAGAGUUAGGAUUGUGUCAUUUGAAGAUCAUGGAGGACCUUGAAGCCCUGCAAACAAAAGGAGAGAAAGUCAGAAAGUGGAGUGUUUCAUUUGUUAGAUAAAUAAGGGAUGACAGUGGCAGAGAGACUUCUUUUGUAAAUAAACCUAUUGUUUUCCCUUUGACAUAAUCCUUGAAUUAUUCAGAGGGCUGGCUCCACUUUUAUACUCACAUUUCUGUUUUCAUUCAGAAGACAAAGAUUGGAAGCUCUGUCCAGGUUCUCCAGAAACCUCAGCAGGAAUGGUUCAUUGGGCCUUUGGGCUCAAUUAGCUUUCAGGUUUAAACAUUUUUAUUAGAGUUGGAAUAAAUGAAGAAGUAAGGUAUUGGUUGCCUUUAGAGUUUUGUGCAAGAGCAAGAAAAUGAACAGAUUGAGGUUUGUUUUUUUUUUAACCUUAGCUAAACCUUCUCAGAGAAGCAAAAUGCAUUAUUUCAAAACCCAAGAUAAAGAUUUACCUGUCUCUGUUCUCUCCUGGUUCCCAGAGUUGCUUGGCACUUCUUGGGUUACUCCACGAUAAAAUAAUAAUGUUUGGGGGAAUCCAUAGGAGCCAAGUGACUGUGAAACUAUGCAAAUAGCAAAUGACUCCAUCAGGCAAUUGGAGGUUUAAAGAGAAGAUAAAGGAUAUGGAUUUGUUAAACCCUGAACUUGAAGGGCAGCUGAUUACUCUUCUGAAAAAUUGGCUUAGUCCAGAGACUCGAAAGUGAUCAUUAUGCUACUGCCAAAAGAUUUCGCAGAGGAAGCUCGCUAAGUUCAGCUCCUCAUAGAAGACAGAGCAGCUGGGAUUGGCUUCGGCUGCCGCUUUGCCAAGUUUAGACAGGCCCCUGUCCAACUGCUCCCCUGUUGCCAUAAAACGGUGUUCCCUUGUCUUGGGAUUGCCCACGCCCUGCAUCCCUCCUCUUGUCUCAUUGCUCAUUUUCAGUCUUUUUUAAACUAACCCAUAAAUUACAAAUUUUAAACAUAUCAGGUAUUAAGAUUGUGCAGGAGACCAUUAUUAUGGUGUUAGUAUAGAGAGAGUCACUAUGAGGAGUGAAGUGGCAAUUAUGACAUGGGGCUUGGUGCUUGUGUUCACUCACUGUUUGGUUAUACUGCAUCUUGGAUCUAAGGAUCACAAAGCACUUUACAGAUAUGACUUGCGUAGCACACCAUGAGAGGGAGAAGAAGGGAUUGCUUCUCAUUUUGCUGAUGGGGAUAUGGAGGCCCAGAGAGGAGCUACCCAACAUCCUGGAAGCCAAAAUGAACCACAGAAUGUUAGAGCUAGGAGAAUGCUUAGAAACUCAGUGUCUCGAUUUUGCAGAUGAAGAAAGUGAGUUUGCUUGAAGUUACAUAGUGUGGACUUAGCAACCUGGUGAAUACUGAAAAAAAAAAAGUCAUCCUUAAAAAAGAGUUGGGUUUUUUUUAACCAGUUCAACCAAAUUUUUUCAAUUGUCUUCCUUCUACCUAGGAGGUUCCAUGGAUAGUAAAACAAGGAAAAUCCGGUCUUUGUUUCCUCCUCCAACAUCCAUCUUUACUCAGUCUUUGCUGGGAGCUGUUGGCAAGCCCAUACUAGACACUGUAGAUUCAGAGUCCUGAGCUGGAGCCACAGUGUACAUAUCAUCUUUACCCCAGCCAGUCCAGCUGGUUCUUUCACUAGCAAAGUCAGCAGACUUGUCUUCUUUCAAGGGCAAAAGCCGUCAGAUGUAGAGCUAGACAAGACCUUGGAAAUCAUGUGGUCUAACCUGCUUCUUUGACAGACGAGGAAAUCAUUGUGAAAAAAACGCAUGAGGUCAGGCUCUGUUCCACAGGGUAAAGAGGUCUUGUUUCCAAAUGGAUUGCUGUUCUCUACAAAUUCGUGCGUGACCACCAGCUCCCUGCACUUAGGAUCCCCUUCCAGGGGAAAAGACCCAACGGAAUAGUCAGCUAGCUCUGCAGCUUUCUUCCUCCUUUUCCUAAAGGCAUGAUUGAUAUCCGCAAUUCAUGUAAACUGACUUUUCAUGUUCCUAGAGGACCUCACCAUUUGGUAUUCUGGUUGCCAUAUGAGAGUAGUAUUAGCCUCCUUGGAUUUUACAGAAGAUGAAUUUGAAAAAUUUACAAACAUCCUCCUGGUAGAGGACAGAGAAGGAAGAGGUGACUUUUCAGAUCAGUCUGACCAGAGAGGCUGUGCUGCCCCCGAGACCGCCUUCUGAGCAAGGAGCAGCACAGCUUGGUUCUACAGCUACCUCAUCACACUUUCUUAGGGAUUUCUCUGGAAAGCCAGUGCGGGAUUUCUCGGAGUGGCACAUUGGCAGCUUCCUGCGCUCACUGGCUCUGAGGGUCAUCCAGUUGUCAAUGGGAGUUUAGAGCAGGGGCUUGAGAUGACACAGAUCUCCAUUCUCCUGACCUUUUUAUGAAUUUACUUGUUUAUGACUCAUUCUGGUGUUUCCUCCUGAGUAGUGCUGGAGGGAAGGGGUAGAGCUGUAGCUGACUUAUCUGGGAGUGCUAACCAUGCCCUCUGAAGAAACUGGAAGUUGUAAGAGAGCCAGCUUCGGGCUCAGGUCACCAAGAAGCACUGAGGCCCAAGGGCCGGGUUGGCUGAAGCUUCCUGUGGUGUACGCUCAGACCCAUGCCAGAUUUUCUUUCUUAGAAUGUGCUUCUCUCUCCCACCUCCAUGUCAGUCUCAAGAAAUAGGACAGAUAGUGGAGAACCUGCUAGUUUCCUUCAUGGCAGUUUGCUGGCUUCAGUCCCAAAGUUUCCCUGAUUUCCAUCCAGGAAAGGCCCCGACUAAAGGUCUGUGAAAUAUUUGUAUCAGAGAAAUGAAUGCAUUUCAUACAACUUCCUUGAUUGAUCCUCACUACUCCAAGGAUAUUCAGCUGCUCACUGCAGGGCCUCAGCUUCCCUUUGAGAAGUUUGGCCACAGCUUCUAAGGGCAGGAAACUUAUGUCAGCUAAGAUGCACAGGUUUAGCACCUCCCACCCCCAAGAAAAAGGAACAAAGUACCUGUUCAUAGUAAAAGCGGACAGAAUUAGCCUGGAGCUGCCAUAAAUGAGACUGCCAGGAGCCUAUUUAUCAAGUCAUCCACAGUAGAAACUACAUUGAUUUUAUUCAGGCCUUUUUGGAGCACCCCAGUGCUUGCAUAGCAUUGGUCAGUAUUCCAGGGAAAGGGCUGGCUACCAGACAGAGUCCAGCCCUCUAAGAGUUUACAUUCUAGUUAGAUGGAAAUUCAGGGUAUUCACAUAAAGCAGUAUGUAGAUUAAAUCCAGGAUGAGUGUUAAAGACCAGAAGGGUCACUUAGAGUUCAGUGUGAGAAAAGCCUUGUGGAGACUUGAAUUAAAACUCAGUAGAGGGGAUCUGUACAUCUGUACAGGUGAAGGCCUGCAGGCAUGGCCCAAGCCAAAGCUUAGAGUUGAGAAAUAAGCAGGAUUUGUUUGGGGGAACAUUGAGGAAGCCGUCCUCGUUGGAAUGGAUGAUUCUUUUGGGAGGGCGGUAGAGGGAGAUAGAGGUCUCUGGGUUCAGUGGGGAAGGGCUUGAUGGAGGAGGCUUCAGAGUUCUAACCAUCAUGCCCUUGUCUUCCCUUGGCAUAGCUAAGGGAUACAGUAAAGCUCUGCUAUGUUUAUGUAGGAAGUGAAUCUGGCUGCCUGUCUCCGAUGUGUGUCUCUCUCGGGACUGUGUAUCAAGGAGCAAUAACAAUCCUUCUCAGGGCAUUGCGAAUAGAUGGGGAAGAGCAGUUAGCCAGGGCAGUACGAAGUCUGUGAGCUAAAAGCCAACCCGUACAGAUUGUUGAGAGCUGCUUAUUUAGAGUUUGCAUUUUUUUUUAACCUAUGAAAUGCUAAGAAGUAGUUGUCCUCAAAUGUCUCAGAAAUUCAAAGUACAUUGGUCAUGUUAAAGAACAUACUGGUAUUAGGUUGUGUAUUCUGUCUGUUAAAAUGUAAAAUGUCAGGCUGUAAAACAGGCUGACUACGAACUCCUCAGUUUGCUGAAGUUGCCAUCCUCCUUGUGAUUUCACUUCCAUUUGUGUGUGUGAGUCGCCAGUCCACCCUACAUUUUCUUUAGAUCUCUUCCUAUCUGAAGACUGUACUCCAGGGACUUGGGGCAGAUGUGUGCACAUUAUUGCCUGAGCUUUGGGCAUCUGUGAGAAUCCUAAGAAACUGGAAAGGCUUAUAUUGUGGGAAUGAGGGUCAUCCUUCCUUUGGGUGUAGAAAGGACUGGGCCACCAAGAAACACCACAUUUCCUCUUCUCUGGAAGGAUUUGCCCCUUCCUGGAAGCCCAGACGGACUCUACUAACAGAACCCCAGUCUGCAGUCCCUUGAAGCUAUCUUUGGUCUGCCUGCUGCUGCCACCCAGAAGAAAGCAAGCUGUGAUGUGUAGUCAAACAGGACCGUGAUCAAACCCGAGAAGCCCUUUUCUUGCUGUGGGUUUUUCCACACUGUGGCUGGUUGGUGGGCUCCUCCAGUUGCCUAGCACAUUCAUUAUUCCCUACCCUCCGUCCUUUCCAUCCCGCCCCCAACCACUGCCAUCCAGUGCUCAUUACUGCUCAGACCACAACAGCCCAUUACUGUGAAGGGUUUGUAUCUAUUUUUUUUCUCCUCAAGAUUGUGAAGUAUCCAUUUACUGAACCAUACUUGCUGUUUGCCAAGCACCAUGUAGACUGGACACGAUUCCUUUCCUUUUUAAGCUAGGAAAAGCAGAGACUGAAACCUCGCCAAACUCUGCAAUACUGUGGCCACAUGUUGGUUUGAGCAGGGAAAUGUCAUCCUGGAAUUCUGCUGAAAUAUGAUUUUAUUGCUAACUCUGAAUCUUCUCUUGAUGCAUAAGUUAAAUAAACAGUGGUCCUUUCUUACUGGUCUUGCCA
Messenger RNA from Trichosurus vulpecula (common brushtail), 6131 nucleotides. It is a transcript of the gene UBE2D4, whose product is annotated as ubiquitin conjugating enzyme E2 D4 (putative). Gene Ontology annotation, cellular component: nucleus. Bases 115 to 558 code for a protein of 147 amino acids. Lineage: Eukaryota; Metazoa; Chordata; Mammalia; Diprotodontia; Phalangeridae. Gene Ontology annotation, molecular function: ubiquitin conjugating enzyme activity. The record is from RefSeq and is a predicted model, not a curated record. Gene Ontology annotation, biological process: ubiquitin-dependent protein catabolic process; protein polyubiquitination. The transcript has 7 exons.